Messenger RNA from Mus caroli (Ryukyu mouse), 1343 nucleotides. It is a transcript of the gene Cd46, whose product is annotated as CD46 molecule. Lineage: Eukaryota; Metazoa; Chordata; Mammalia; Rodentia; Muridae. The record is from RefSeq and is a predicted model, not a curated record. Gene Ontology annotation, cellular component: cell surface.
UUGCGUCUGUUCACCUAUCUCAAAACUUGCUCUCUGGCUUCCUGGCGCCCAGUUUCCCUUUCAGCCUGGUAACAUGAUGGCGGCGCCUCUUAUGCCAGACUCAACGCACCCCCGUCGCAGAAGGAAGAGCUACACUUUCUUCUGGUGCUCCUUGGGCAUCUAUGCUGAGGCCCUUCUGUUUCUGCUGUCUCGUUUAUCUGAUGCCUGUGAACUACCACCGCCAUUUGAAGCUAUGGAACCCAAGGGUACACCUAAACUCUUUUAUGCGGUUGGAGAGAAAAUAGAAUAUAAGUGUAAAAAAGGAUACCUGUAUCUGUCUCCAUACCUGAUGAUUGCUACCUGUGAGCCAAAUCAUACAUGGGUCCCUAUUUCAGAUGCUGGUUGUAUUAAAGUUCAAUGUACUAUGUUACAGGACCCUUCAUUUGGCAAAGUAUACUACAUAGAUGGCAGCUUUUCAUGGGGUGCUCGAGCUAAAUUUACUUGUAUGGAAGGUUAUUACAUAGUUGGUAUGUCAGUUCUACACUGUGUGCUUAAAGGUGAUGAUGAAGCAUACUGGAAUGGCUAUCCCCCACAUUGUGAAAAGAUUUAUUGUUUACCACCUCCAAAAAUAAAAAAUGGAACACACACCCUUACUGAUAUAAAUGUAUUCAAAUACCAUGAAGCAGUAAGUUACAGUUGUGAUCCUAACCCAGGGCCAGAUAAGUUUUCCCUUGUUGGAACAAGCAUGAUAUUCUGUGCUGGCCAUAACACCUGGAGUAACAGCCCUCCGGAGUGUAAAGUGGUAAAAUGUCCAUUUCCAGUACUACAAAAUGGAAGACAGAUAUCAGGAGCUGGAGAAACAUUUUCCUAUCAAGCAACAGUGAUGUUUGAGUGUUUGCAAGGAUUUUACAUGGAAGGCGGUAGCAUGGUGAUCUGUAGUGCUAAUAAUUCUUGGGAGCCAGCUAUCCCAAAAUGUCUUAAAGGUCCUAGGCCUACUCAUCCUACCAAGUAUCCAGUUUAUAAUUAUCCAGGAUAUCCUAAUCCCCGUGAAGGAAUAUUUAGCCAAGAAUUAGAUGCAUGGAUUAUUGCUUUGAUUGUUAUUAUAUCAAUUGUUGGAGUUUUUAUACUUUGUCUCAUUGUGCUCAGGUGUUUUGAGCAGAGGAAGAAAAGAAAUGUAUCUGCAGCAAGAUGAAAAUCUCAUGUGUGGAAGUCAUUACUGUUCCAUUUUUGAAAACUGGAUCUUCAAGUCUGGCAAACGCAAAAUUAUAUAUUUGCAGGAGCUUCAUUUGUGGUAAUGUGUGUGUUUCUAGUGUAAAUCAAAUCUGUGUUUAUAAAUACAAUCUGUGUCUAACCUCUCUACUAUA